Messenger RNA from Heterocephalus glaber (naked mole-rat), 2934 nucleotides. Lineage: Eukaryota; Metazoa; Chordata; Mammalia; Rodentia; Bathyergidae. The record is from RefSeq and is a predicted model, not a curated record.
UGUAGUCGAUGGUACGAGUCACCCUUUCAGGAAAUUUGUACCACGCCCCAGCUGUUUCCAGAUAACCCAUGGGAGGGACAAGUGAAGCAAGGGCUGCUGGGUGACUGCUGGUUCCUGUGUGCCUGUGCCGCCCUGCAGAAGAGUCGGCACCUCCUGGACCAGGUCUUCCCUCCAGGACAGCCAAGUUGGUCCGACCAGACGUACCGUGGCCUCUUCAUCUGUCGGAUCUGGCAGUUCGGACGCUGGGAGGAAGUGACCAUAGAUGACCGUCUGCCUUGUCUUGCAGGGAGACUCUGCUUCUCCCGGUGCCAGAGAGAGGAUGUGUUCUGGCUUCCCUUACUGGAAAAGGUCUAUGCCAAGUACGUGUGCUGCAUAGAGGUGACAGGGCCACGCUGGGCAGCUUCUUCGCCUAGGGCUGCUCCCACCCAGCCCCAGCUCCAGCUUCAUCUGCUCCGUCCUCGAGGUCAGGCAGCCAGCCCUGAGGUCCCAGACACUCUCCCUGCCCCUUCCCUCCCUCAUUCCACAGUCCAGCCUCGAAGCAUCACCUCUGCCAGAGGGGACAUGCAUGUCCUCCCUUUGCUUUUUCCGACCACCAGAAAGACAGUUCUGUGUCUGUGUCUUUAAAUCUUCGGGACAAGUGGCCUGUGCCCAGUUGGGAGGAAUGAGCCACCUGGACAUGCAGCGCUUGCUUGUCCCAAGCCUGCGUGAGGCCACUUUCCUCCUAGGCUGCCUUUCACUCUUGCUGGAGGCUCUGCACCAAUAGGCAGGCACGCGAGCGUGGGGCAUGAGGGUGAGGGGCUGCACACUCUUGCCCUGCACUGGGCCCAUACUGGAGACAGGCAGGCGUCUGAACAUGGGCAGAGGACAGCAGGACCACAGCGGAUGGUCAGGCACAGGGGCCUUGAGGGCCUGGGAGCUGAGCGGGUAUAGGGGAGGCUCACUGUGGCUGUGUUUGUGGCACCCUAGGGUCCACGGGUCCUACGAACACCUGUGGGCAGGGCAGGUGGCCGAUGCCCUGGUGGACCUAACUGGUGGCCUGGCAGAGAGGUGGAACCUGAAGGGCCCAGCUGGAAGCAGCAGGCAGCAGGAUAGGCCCACGGGUGGGCAGGAGCACAGGACCUGUUGGCAGAUGCUGCGCCUGAAGGACCGGUGUCUGAUCAGCUGCUCGGUGCUCAGCCCCAGAGCAGGUGCCAGGGUGAUGGGGGAGUUCCACGCCUUCAUCGUCUCUGACCUGCAGGAGCUGCAGAGCCGGGCUGGCCAGGGCAUCCUCCUGCUUCGGAUUCUGAACCCCUGGGGGCGGCAGUGCUGGCAGGGACUCUGGAGAGAGGGGGGUGAAGGCUGGAGCCAGCUGGAGUCCACCGACGAGGCCAGGCUCCUGUCCCAGCUGCAGGACGGGGAGUUCUGGGUGGAGGAGGGGGAGUUCCUCAGGGAGUUUGACGAGGUCACCAUCAGCUACCCAGUCACGGAGGCCGGCCACCUGCAGAGCCUCUACACAGAGAGGACACUGUGCCACGCACGGGCACUGCCUGGUGCCUGGGUCAAGGGGCAGUCGGCGGGAGGCUGCCGGAACAACAGCUGCUUUCCCUCCAACCCCAAGUUCUGGCUGCACCUGUCGGAACCCAGCGAGGUGUGUGUGGCCGUCCUGCAGAGGCCACAGAGGCGCACAGAGGCCCGGGCCCGGCCGCUACUGGGCCACGGUGCUGCCCCGGCCAGCCUCUCUGGCAAGGACUACCAGGCUGUGGGCCUGCACAUCUGGAAGGUGGAGAAGCGGCGGGUCAGCCUGCCAAGGGUCCUGUCCGCGCCCCCGGUGGCAGGCACUGUGUGCCACGCCUACGACCGAGAAGUACACCUGCGCUGUGAGCUCUCCCCGGGCCGCUACCUGGCUGUCCCCAGCACCUUCCUGAAGGGUGUGUCUGCACAGUUCCUGCUGCGGGUCUUCUCCACUGGGAAGAUGUCCCUCAGCCGUGCUGAGAGACCAGCGGCCCAGGGCACUGACCCCAGGGCAGCCCUGCCUGCUGACCAGGUGGAGACCAUGCAGCUGCGGGGCUGCUGGAAAGCUGGCUGGACUGCGGGGGGCAGCAGGAACUUCGCCUCCUACCCCUGCAACCCCUGCCUCCCCUUCUCCGUGCCUGAGGGUGCUGGUCCCCGCUGCGUCCGAAUCACCCUGCAGCAGCACUGCCGGCUCGGUGACAGCCAGCUUCACCCCAUCGGCUUCCACGUCUUCCAGGUCCGGGAGGGCGCUGAGAGCCAGGAUGUGCAGUCCCUUCUGCUCCAGGAGCCGCUGCUGAGCUGUGUGCCGCAUCGCUAUGCCCAGGAGGUGAGCCGCCUCUGCCUGCUUGCCACCGGCACCUACAGGGUUGUGCCCUCCACCUACCUGCCGGAUGCAGAGGGCGCCUUCACAGUGAUCAUCGCCACCAGCGUGGACAGGCGCUCCAUCCACAGCCAGGAGGUGCUGGGCCGCUUCCUCCAGGAGGUGCGUGUGCCACCCUGCCCGCGUCUCCGCCUCUCCCACUCUCCUGCAGCCUUGGUGCAUGUGGCCUGUGCCUGCGUGUCUCCAUCAUGACAGUGAUGAAAGCCUAGAGGCAGCCUGUGUGCCACCCCGGGUGCUUGGGGCAUCUGUCCUAGGUGCCCGGCCCUGCAGAGCGGCAGGGUCCCAGGCCGGUGAGGACCCUAUCUGGAGAGGUCCGGCCUGGGGUCAGGCAGUUGCUGUAGGAGGGGCGGCCACUCCAGGCAGCAUCUUUGUUCCCUGCCGGAGACCCUGGACAGAGACUCCAGGCCUGGUGCUCAUGGGCUUCCCGAGUCUGCCCAAGGUGUCCUUCGUUGCCUGCAGAGAGAGGCCACAGCCAGACAGGAGCAGGUUGUGGCAGAUGCUGCUGUAAACUAUUUAUUACUUGAAAUCUUUCCAGGAUGUGACCUUAUAAAUAGAUAACAGGA